This is a messenger RNA of Capronia epimyces CBS 606.96, 3654 nucleotides long. Its product is annotated as other hect domain ubiquitin protein ligase E3. The transcript has a single exon. The record is from RefSeq and is a predicted model, not a curated record. Gene Ontology annotation, molecular function: ubiquitin-protein transferase activity. Bases 1 to 3654 code for a protein of 1217 amino acids. NCBI's taxonomy places the organism in Eukaryota, Fungi, Ascomycota, Eurotiomycetes, Chaetothyriales, Herpotrichiellaceae.
AUGGCGCCGAACCCGCCUUCUUCGCAUCACCAAGCCGGUCGGCCGUUGCCUCGCAACAUACAGACGGGGCGGAAUACAAAUCAUGAACGGCCGACGACUGCAGACCUGAAUCGACCAUUGCCACCUCCUCCGUUGUCUGCCUCGGCAGAAAGCUACGAAAUUCCAUCCCUCCGUCGAAAGCUCGUCCCCGAAUCUCCCGAAUCAAACUCGACGAAAAAUAGCCAUACCCGCUCAUUCAGCCAUCCUUUCCCUUCGCUAUUCGGGUCGAAGAAAUCUGACAAGAAACAGAAUGCCCGCGGUGAUGGGGAAGCCGGUGGGGCUGGACGCCGUGAUGUACGUCAGGAAGAAAACAACAGCAAAAGCGUCAGUGCUGAGAGCGCUGCGCAUCGGGUUGAUCGUCAGUUCGUCACUGGCAAAUGUAUGACUUGCGAUUCCACUGUACGAUGGCCACAGGGGCUGAAAGUGUUCCGAUGUACAACCUGUCUCACCAUCAACGACCUCGAAGACAACAGAGAAAACGGGGCAGAUUUCAAUUCCUCGGCAGUUGGAGCAUCACCUCAGCGCAGAAUUGCACCUUUGUCGCUCGAGAGGACGACCACACUGAUAGAUCGCUGUUUGAGACAGUACCUGGAAUCUCACCUGGCACAUGAUGAGGUACAGUCUCAAGCCAUCGCAUUUGAGAGUAACUCUCCGAAAGAAGAGUCGUUUAUGCUAGAGGGCACGCCACCGGAUGGUAUUUUAUGUGGUCAAGUCCACGACGAGCACGACUCUCCUCCGCCAUCACCACGUCCGGCACUGAAAGCACGAAUUCUUCCGGAUGUUCCCUCUAGACAGAGCCCAGGCUCCUCAUUUGUUCAAGGGAGCUCGACCGAUCCCUUCUCACCGUCUGCUUCACAGAACAGGAGCCAAGAUCCAAAAGGACGAGAUGUUGUUAACGUCGUCACGGGAUCUGGGUUUGCUGCCGACCUGAGGACUGAUAUAUUCGGUGCAGUUGAGAACUACAUAUCUGGAACCUUUGUCGGCUGUGCCUCACUCAACCAGGCUUUCCUCUUGCCAAAGCCACCGCAAGGUUCCAAGCCAAGGUCGACCUCAGGCACACAGCAAAGGCGUCAGCUAUCUGAGCCGGCUCCCACACCCGUGUUCGACGCUGACGUCUUCUUGUCGGACCUAGAUGCCAAAACUUUACUGCUUGGAGACGUUGCCGAGAACGGUUCAUGGUGGCUAGGUGCACCCAGCCGAAGAACUGCGGCAUCAAGUAAAGACACCCAUCAACAACGAGACAGGUCGCCCGACAGGGGGCGUGGAUUGGUUACUGUGCGAAAUCCUAGAAUCAACUGGGCUGAGCUGGCUGAGUGGUACAGAGCCGUGAUCUAUGCCGGCGACCUCUGGGAGCAGACAUGGCAAGAAAUCCGGUCGCGAUGGACGGAUCCGGCGUCCCAAAAGUCCUGGCAAUCCGUGCCUCUUGAGAAGAUUCAGCGAGAUGUCAUAGAAUCUCGAACCCACCUUCAGCGUUGCUUGCUCAAGGUGACAGAAAACCUCCUGAAGCGACCCCGACAACCUUUGAAACACCCUGAAGAUUGUCGUUUUCUGCUGAUACUAUUGUCCAACCCGUUACUCACUCCAACUAGAUUGGAGGCUGGGAAGAUGGUUGGUGCCACGAUGCCGCACCCUCCCUCAUCAUCCGGGAAGCCGCUCGAUGACAGGUUUCGAGGUUCGCCUUCGAAACGUGUCCCGAGUUCUGGCAGACGACCCGGGAGUCUCGGACACCAUUCAGGUAUUAUCAAGCGAAUUAUAGGUCUAAUGGCCAAUCUUUCCAAUGACGUCCACCACUGUCUCGUGUCAUGGUUUGCUAGGUACUCGGAUGGGCACUUUCAGCGGACGGUGGAAAUGGUGGGAAGUUUCGUGACUUACCGACUGGCACGACAGCAAAGACGGCCUGUCCACGAGCCGAUCAAUCCAACCGAAGGUCUGGUGCCUAGCUUUGCGGACUCUGGAUUGCAUCAUGCUUCCCAGAUUCACGCCGCGCUCGGAGGUAGACCUUCUUCUACUUCCGCUAGCAAAUCCGACGGAAAGCCAAAGAUUUCUUCAUAUGGCGAAGAUUGGCAGAUCCGGGCGGCCGCAAGGGUCAUGGCUCUACUCUUCCAGGCAAACAUCGGCCACACUGGGAAGAAAAGAGAUGGGUCCGGCUCCCACGAGCAGCGGUCACAGGGUCUGGGGCACAACGCAAAAUACCCGGCGUCCUCUCAUGGGCAGAUCAUUCCGAUCAGCUGUUUCUACAACACAAUGCUAGACUACGCAGACCUAGUUGCAGACUUCGAGACCUGGGAGACCACAAAGACCAAGUUUACGUUCUGUCAGUAUCCAUUUUUCCUCAGCAUAUAUGCCAAAAUUCAUAUUCUUGAACAUGACGCCCGACGCCAGAUGGAGGUCAAAGCCCGAGAGGCCUUUUUUGACAGCAUACUCAGCAGGAAGGCUGUAAGCCAGUAUCUGGUUCUGAAGGUCCGACGGGAUUGUCUCGUCGAAGAUAGUCUCCGGAGUGUUUCCGAGGUUGUGGGAUCUGGGGGGAACGACAUCAAGAAAGGACUUCGGAUCGACUUCCAAGGAGAAGAAGGCAUUGACGCGGGUGGCAUUCGCAAAGAAUGGUUUUUGCUCUUGGUCAGGGAAAUCUUUGAUCCUCACCAUGGAUUGUUUGUUUACGAUGACGACUCUCAGUACUGCUAUUUCAAUCCCUUUUGCUUCGAAUCUUCUGAGCAGUUCUUCUUGGUUGGUGUGCUGUUGGGGCUCGCCAUCUAUAACUCGACGAUUUUGGAUGUGGCAUUUCCGCCUUUUGUCUUCAAGAAACUACUGGCGUCCGCUCCUUUGACCGGUGAUAAGCUGACAUCGACGCCGAAAGUUAGCCAUGGGUUCACCCUUGAGGACUUGGCUGAAUUCCGUCCUGCCCUGGCGCGUGGCUUCAGACAGCUCCUGGAAUUUGAAGGCGAUGUCGAGGAGACUUUCUGUCGCGAUUUUGUCGCCGAAUUAGACCGCUACGGCGAGAUCGUGCAGGUGCCGCUAUGUCCUGGCGGUGAGAAACGGGCGGUGACGAACGCGAACCGACGAGAAUUUGUGGAUCUCUACAUACGCUACCUUCUCGACACGGCCGUCGCGCGCCAGUAUGAACCAUUCAAGCGUGGUUUUUUCACCGUAUGCGGCGGCAAUGCACUCUCGCUCUUCCGGCCCGAAGAAAUCGAACUCCUUGUGCGAGGUUCGGAUGAGCCGCUCGACAUUGCCAGUCUCCGAGCGGUGGCAACCUACGAAGGGUGGCCCAAGAACGAUGGACCGCCGGAACAGCAGCCUCAAGUGGUGUGGUUUUGGGAUUUCUUUGCCCGAGUCUCUGCCGAGGACCAGAGGAAGAUUCUGGGCUUCAUCACUGGUAGCGACCGGAUUCCUGCCAUGGGGGCCACGAACCUCAUCAUCCGCAUUCAACUACUUCGGAGCAAGGACGAAUUUGAUGCGUACGGCCGGCCGAUGAGCAAGCCGAUUGAAAUCGAACGGUUUCCGAUCGCCAGGACAUGUUUCAAUACCCUCAGUCUAUACCGAUACAGCAGUCGAGAGAAGUUGGAGCACAAACUUUGGAUGGCAGUUACAGGAAGCGAGGGGUUCGGAUUAAAAUAG